AGGAGGAGAACAGCUUUGACCAUGACGAUGAAUUAUCUAUUAGCCUACCUUCAGCUGAUGGUGUAACUAUAACUCAAGAGGGGAUGGUGAUGAGGUGUCAAAGGCAGAGAAGGGAAAGAGAGGAGCAAAGAGAUCGAAGGCUGGUGUUCAAUUGUCUCCUUCCAAGAGCAAGGCAAGUAGAGUAAAGCGGGCUGAUUGCUGGAAGUAUUUUAAGUUAAUCAGUGUUGCAUCAAAAAAAGAGUUUGGGGUCCAAAUAACAAAGGCCAAGUGCAAGUUCUGUUCCAAAAGCUAUGUGUACCAUCAAGGGGGGGCAACAUCACAGCUAAAUCGACACCUAACCAAGUGCACACAAUAUUUGAACAAGUUGGCUAAGGCUAAGGCUAAUCUUGCUCAAGGUACACUAACAUUCUCUCCGGAUGGCAGUUCUAUUGUUGUUAAUCCUACUGAAUAUGAUCAUGAUCACACUAGACUUUUGAUUGCUAAGAUGAUAAUUGUCUAUGAGUAUUCAUUUAGGAUGGUAGAGCAUAAAUGGUUUAAUAUCUUGAUGAAAUGGAUGAACAGAAACUAUGAAUCUAUUGGUAGGAAGACCAUUAAGAAUGAAUGUAUGAAGGUUUAUGAGUCUGAGAAAGAACUGCUCAAAAAGAGUCUGAGAGAGGCUGAAUCGAUAAGUUUAACUACUGAUUUGUGGACAUCUAAUCAAAAUAUUCAGUACAUGUGUUUGGUGGCACAUUACAUUGAUGCUGAUUGGGUCUUGCAAUGUCGUGUCCUGAAUUUUAUGGAGUUGGAUCCUCCCCACACAAGGAUUGUAAUAGCUCAAGCUGUUUUUGAGUGUAUGGUGGAAUGGAAAAUAGAGGAUAAGGUGAUGACUAUAACUCUUGAUAAUGCCUCAAACAAUGAUACUGCUAUCACAAAUUUGAAGGCAAAGCUUCUUGCUAGAAGGAACACAAACUUUGACUCCAUUUAUUUUCAUGUUCGUUGUGCUGCCCAUAUAGUCAAUUUGGUUGUUAAUGAUGGGCUGCAGCCACUAGAGUCUUUGAUAAGUGAUCUUAGAAAUACAGUGAAGUUCUUUAAGAGGUCUCCAGCCCGUAUGUACAAGUUUGUGCAAGUUUGCAACCAAUAUGCUAUCAAAGUAGGAAAAGAGUUGACUCUUGACGUGAAAACAAUGUGGAGUUCAACAUACAAAAUGCUAGAUUGUUGCAAUGUGUAUAAGGAUGCAUUUGGUUACUAUUGUGAAUUAGAUAACACAUAUGUGUGGAAACCUUCACAAUCUCAAUGGGAAUUGUAUGACAAAAUUAGACCAAUAUUGAAAACAAUGGCAGGAGCAACAACUGCAUUUUCAGCAUCUACUUAUCCCACUGCCAAUGUAUUUUAUCCAUAUAUAAUUCAAGUAAAGAUUGCAUUGAAAGAGGCACAACAGUCAGGUGAUAGAUAUGUGAUGAGUAUGGCUGAUGCAAUGUUGGAUAAAUUUGAUAAGUAUUGGGAGGAAACAAAUAAUGUCAUGAUUAUUGCUACAAUUCUUGAUCCUAGGUUCAAAAUGAGGUACAUUAGAUGGUGCUUUGCUAAGAUUUAUGGCAGCUUAAGGUUUCAAAGAGAGAUAGAGGACAUUUAUAAGGAGUUAGAAAGGUUGUACAAGAAGUAUGAGACUAUAUAUCGCCGCAAGUUGGGUGAAAGUGAAACUACCCCAAGCAAUGCUCAAUCAUCCUCUUCUACAAAAGAUACUAGCAGCUCAUUGGCAUCUAUUAUUCCAAGUGGAUUCCAAACCUUUCUAGAAUCUAGUGCUACAGAAAGUUCAAAAUCAGAGUUACUUAUCUAUCUAGAUGAACCAAAUGUCUUCGUUGAAGAGAAGAACUUCAACUUACUCAAUUAUUGGAAGGUCAACACUCAUAGAUUUCCUGUGGUGGCUAGUAUGGCAAAGAUGUUCUUGGCUGUCCCUGCUAGUAGUGUGUCAUCAGAGUCUACUUUCAGCACUGGAGGAAGAAUUCUUGAUGACUAUAGGAGCUCUUUGAAAUCAUCAACAGUUCAAGCAUUAGUUUGUGCUUCUAGUUGGAUACGGGGUUCUCAGAGUUCUCCUAUUAUUUUGGUAUGUGAAUGUGAUGAUGGUGACAUUGAGUCCGUGGAGUUUCCAAAAUGCAUAGUCGCUAGCAACUAGACAACUAGUAACUUGGUAUUGCCACGUAUAUGUACGUAGUACACCUAUGCUGCCAUGAUAUUUCCAUUAUGUGCUGCUCAUUACCUUAUAUUUGGAAUUGUACAUUUCUGUAAAUAAUUGCUGAACUCUUUUCGUAUUAAUUGUAGACUAAUUUUGGCCAAUGGAGUCAUGGGGAGAUGGAGAGAUGGAGAGGAGCGGACACCCGAUGACCUUAUCACCUGAAUAGGAGAAGACCUUAUUAUUUUGUUGGCUGCUACUGUUAAAUUUUGUUUGUGUGAACUCCUGAACUCCUACACUUGAACCUAUGUUGGCUGCCUUGGGCCUUGGCAGUGGCCAGUGGGCACCUUGACCUGGUUCUGUGACUGGACUGGACCUAAACAAUUG
Messenger RNA from Panicum virgatum (switchgrass), 2533 nucleotides. Its product is annotated as zinc finger BED domain-containing protein RICESLEEPER 2-like. The record is from RefSeq and is a predicted model, not a curated record. The transcript has 2 exons. NCBI's taxonomy places the organism in Eukaryota, Viridiplantae, Streptophyta, Magnoliopsida, Poales, Poaceae. The coding region runs from base 485 to 2149 and encodes 554 amino acids. Gene Ontology annotation, molecular function: DNA binding; protein dimerization activity.